Messenger RNA from Porites evermanni, 5314 nucleotides. The record is from the annotation of a GenBank genome assembly. Lineage: Eukaryota; Metazoa; Cnidaria; Anthozoa; Scleractinia; Poritidae.
GAUGACGAAGAUUUUGAGCCCCAAGAGUUUGGCGUUAAACAAUCAGACAAAUGGGAAGGAGAAGACGAAGAUGACAAGGAUGUGAAGGUAAUAAUAACUUCUUUUAGCAUCGGCGAUAAAAAAUUUUUGUCAUUCAUUUAUUCAGCUUUACACCAGUACAGGAAAGACUUGAUUACAUGUUUGAUUCUUAGGAUAACUGGGACGACGAUGAAGAGGAAGACACAGAACAGAAAGCAGAUUCAACACAAACGGAAUCCGGUAAGGAAGGACUUGGUAUUUAGUAAUUACUAAAAUUACUUGUAAUCAGCAAAAUUAAUAAUCUAGAAAAAAGAAGUGUACGGCUUUUGUCGCCCAGCGCAACACACGUGGUCCAAAAAUAAUUUUUCCUAGGCAAAAAUAUAUACAUGAUGGGACCAUUGCGGUGAGACUAUGUAUGUGAAUCAUGUCUAUAAAACACAGUUAACUAAAUUAUACAAGGUAAGUCUAUUUUUUAAAAAAGUUUCAAGUCAAAUUGCAAGUUUAUUUCUGUAUAUUUAAAAGAAAAUUUACAAAACUGCUCUACCCGCAAUUAGCAGGGCUAAUGUAGGCGGGUAGGGCAAAACAAGGGUGCAUUACUUCCAUUGGAAUGAUGCAGAUUAGGAUCAAUGAUCUGAGAUCACUCAGAUAAAUUAUAGCAAACCAAAGAAACCAACAAAUUCACCUUGGGAAAAGAAUCGUUGGUUCAUUUGAUGUACCAUGAUCUGAGUGAACUUUGAUCACUCAUCCUGAUCAGGAUCAUCCCAAAGGAAUUCAUCUGUAGUUCCUCGUGAAUUGGGACCAGAGGAUUCUGUUUGUGAAGACGCCAGAGUUAAGAGAUCUGAUUUUAACACUAGGCCCAUAGCAAGGCCAAAAUAACUUGGGGGAAGCAAGUUAACCCAACCAAAGCAACCCUGCCCCCAAUAAAAAAUUUCCAUUAGCUAAUACAAGUAGGUCAUAAGGGGUGCCAAGAUUUAUGUUAAGUAGAUACUUAUAGUGUUGAAUUCGUGAGAAUUUUCAUUGAUAUGCUACACCUCUAUGGUAUACCAGGGGGAUACUAAGAUAUGGGUGAAGAUAAUUUCUAUGCAUGUGAAGAAGUGCUUCAGAUGCAGGUUUUUGUCACUGAGGGGAGAAGGGGAGGGGCAAAAAAUGAAAGUCUGAAUAAACGUCUUGGGGCAUAAAUGCAUAUAUGAGAGUAAUGUGAUGACAGUAUGGCAUAUGAAUAGAAAUCUCAAUGCAUUUGGGUGAUUUGAAGGUCCGUAGAGGGAAAACGUGCUUAUUUACGCAGCACGUGAAUCUAUUUUGGAGCAAAUAUGCAAGGAAAAUGGUAAUGCAAUAUUUUAUGUCAAAAUUAUCAAAAAAGACAGCUUUAAGAGGAUGUCACUUUUAAAAAAAAUGCUUUGCAGCAAAGGCUCUAUUAAUAUUUCUGGCUUUUAUACUUAUUUUAGUCUGUCAGUAUUAAGAGUGUGUGAUUGAACUUCUUUAAGAAUACUCUGUUUAUAUAGUGCCAUGUGAUUAAGUUAUGCUAAAUAUUGUUAUGUGAAUGUUUAAAGAAGUUCUUUUUUAUUGAUUUAUGUUUUUCAUCCUUUCUAUGUCAAAUGGAACAUAAAUAGCUCCUGCAGCUAAGGUGAAGAAAAGGAAAACAAUCAAACAGAAGAUACUAGAAAAAGAGGAUCAAGCAAGAGAAAAGGCCCUUAAACGUGAGCAGGAUAAAAAACUACAGGAUGAGGUGAUAUCUUUUGCUAAUACUAGUUUACACAUGUAUAUUUUAGUUAUUUGAAGAAUAUGAUUAAGUUAAAGUUUAUCAGAGUAUCCAGAGAGCAGUGAUUUUGCUUUAAAACAAGGAACAGGAAAAUUUUGCAUUACCACUUACAGACGUUUUCCUGUUUACCUACUGGUAAUCGAAACAUUUACCUUCUUGCAGGUAGCUUUCAAGUGAUAAUUGACUUUAUUUCUCUUUUUAGGAAGAGGAAAAACCUUUAACAGAAGAGGAACUUAUGGCUGAAAAGCUAAGAAGACAAAAGUAAGUGUGCUUUGUGCCCAAGUCAACCCAACUCAACUUUAUCAAAAGGUGGGGGUGUGUCUAAUACCAACUCAACAGUGAAGAGGGGAGGGGAGGUGUAUAUAAUAGGCAAGGGGGUAUCUGUUAGUUCAGCUAUGAUAUUAACUAGCCAACACUUCUGAGGUAUUGGUAGUUACGGAUAAGUUAGUUGCCACAUCAUCAUGAUUGGCUACCCAAGCAAGCAUAAUGGAUCUAUCUUGCCUGCUUUAGAUUUACCUCUUUUUUCCUGUAAGAUUAAGUUUUCCUCUGUUCAUAGUAUUAGUUCCUUUAUUGACCAAGCUUGCUCAGUCAAGAUUGUGGAUAUUGGUGAAUCUGAGGCAAUACUGACUCUGCUUUUGGAUUUAACAUUUUUAGAUUGGUGGAGGAAUCAGACUUGGAAUUAGCAAAACAAGCUUUUGGUGUGUUAUUAAUGUCUAAUAGUGUUAAUUUCUCUUUUGCACAAGGGUAAUUCAUUGUUGUGUUAUGUAAAUGUUCUACUCCUUCUUAUUUUCUUCUUUCCAAGGUUUUCCACAUUGAAUUAAUGCAGGUUAGUGAUAUCACUUGUUUGAUUCCUAGGUGUAACGGAUGAUAUACCGGUAGACACAAAAAGUAUAGAUGCAAUGAGUCCUAGCACAAGAGAAGAAUUUGUCCAACUCAGUGACUUAAUUGUAGGAAAAUUAACAAAAUAUGAGGUAAGGAUUGCAUAGAAUCUUUUAUCUUGUUGUUAUCGUAGAGCACUCAUUAAAAAACUGUUUGUUGAAAUAAUAGGCGUUUUGCAUUUAUUGAUCACGUGAUUAACUUUUGGUAAACACGAAAACAGUUAGCUUUUGAAAAAUUUUGUCAGCAUGAGAUGAAAGAACAUUUAAAAAUUAGGUAACCUGUAAAUUUUCAGCCAUAUAUCUCAAAAGGGGCGAUUGCAACAGUCACCGAAAAUUAGAAGGAUUUGUAUGAGGAAAACAACUUUUGUCACCCAGUCACAUUUGAAUAGUUUUCCAAACAAAUCCUUGUAAAUUUUGAAAUUUUCAAACUGUCGUGAAAUAUUUCCUUAAGUAUUACAGGGCUCAAAUCUCCUUUUCAUUCGUAACAGGCACUUUGAGCCCUUAAAUGCAUAAGGGAAAGAUUUAAUGACAGUUUAAAAAUGUCAGAAUUUACAAGGAGUUGUAUGGAAAACCACUCAAGCGUGACUGGGUGGUAAGAGUUGUUUUCCUCAUACAAAUCCUUCUAAUUGUCGGCAGCCGUUGCAAUAGUUAUACACCUGAAAAUUUACAGGUUCCCUAAUUUCAAUACACUCUUUCUGCUCGUGCUAACAAAAUUUGUCAAAAGAAAACUGUUUUCAUGUUUAUUGAACGUUGAUCAUGUGAUCAACUAAUGCAAAAGGCCUGUUGGUAACUAUUAGUAUGUUUAAUCUGACAUUAAUCUGACAAGCGCGGAUUAUUCUGUGCAUAUGACACCAUGGACAAAAAUGCCUCUUUCAUGAAGGGAAUCGUUCUCAAGGUAGCUUUUAGCCUCGUUUUCAUGUUUGACCUGUUGUUUUCGAGUCUACUGAAUUUUUUUCAUGUAGUUGUCUUUGAUAUAUCACUUGAAUUUCCCAGUUUUUCAUCGAACUUUCAAUUUAAAUGUCCUGAAGGGUAUUUAAAAAUGACGUUUUGGUACAUUAGCCUAUCAUUGAGUCAUUUUUCGUUUAAAAUUGCUAAAAUAUUCAGAGAGGGAUGACAACAUGGCCGGGAGACGAACACGAUCUUACACAGUAUUUGUUUUAGAGCCUGAAAACAACAGUUACACUUGUAAAAGUUCUAUUAAAUUGACCCCUCCAAUGAAAAAAAGAUAUUUAUUUACUCACUUUCCUUGUUCAUUUUCAGUCUUGUACAGAGUAUAUUCCAUUCUUGGAAAUGCUGUUUAGAGAUUUAUGUGCUGGCUGUGAGUAAAACUUGUUUGAAUAUAUUUCACUUAUCUUAUACAAUCUAUAACCACAUUGAAUUCUAACACUGAAAACGGCUGCUGUUUUACUGACCAGUAGAUAAGGUUGACGUAAAACUAGAAAGGAAAAUACAAUAAAGAUCUUAAUUACAUGCGACGAGAAAUGUACUAAGUAAACAAAUACGAAUACAAACUUAACUAGAAAAUUACAACAGGCGAAAUAAUAAACCAAAUAAAAGAGGAAAUGAAAGAAAGACUUAUACCUUGUGAGCCUAUUAUAAAUUUGUCCUGAAAAACCAAAACAGAUUGCUGAACUAGCGAGCAAAGUAAUCUCUGACCGCCGAGCUAACGAUCAUCCAACUUAAAAUAAUGGCUUGGUCACCUGACUCCUGGGCUGGCUAGUAGCCACACAAUCUCUAUCCUUAAUGUUCAGUUACAGCCUGCUGUAGGUGGUAAAUUAAUGAAAAUGAAAUGUGUUUUUAUUCUUCUUUCAGUGGAAGCUGAGGAUGUUAAAAGAUUAGGCAGUGCAAUAAAUAUUUUGUCAUCAGAGAAAUUAAAAGCCCAAAAGGUGAGCCAUACAUUUGAUAACAGAAAAAGGUAAAGUAAUAUAAGAAAGGGGAGCAGUUUCCUCCCCCAAUUUUGACCUGGGUUCAAUACUGAGCGACAACGUCAUACAGUUUAUGUGUGUUGAAUUUGUUGUUGGUUCUCUUCGUUGCUCUGGCAAGUUCAGUUUCUUUGGGUACUCUGGCUUUCUCUUCUCCUCAAAAACCGACAUUCUAAAUCCGGAUUAAAUCUAGAAAUUGUUGCCAAUUAGCCACAGCUUUAUCAGUUCUUUAAGCUGUCAUAUGACACCUUCACUAAAUAAUGAUGGUUUACCUUCAAUCAGCAACAAAAUUGCCAAGACAUUGUACUAAAAAAAGGUAACUUCAGAGAACAAAACAAUCCGCACCCCUCCCCUCUCCCCUUCAUUCAAAGUUGGGGUGUUUGUUGUUUUCUUAAAGGUAGCUUGAACAGUGGCACAACAUUACAUGGAGGGGAUGAGGGAGGGAAAGCUUUAUUUUAUCCUUUUGAAGUUGUUCAAAUGUCUGAAAGGUCCUUUAUGGCAGAGUGCCUCAACUAAUUUUGUUGGCGAUUGUUUGUCAUUAGAAGUAUUCUCACUGAUAGUGUUAUUCUUUUUUGACUCACCAUUUAGAUAUUUUUUUGCAGGCCAAGAAAGGUAAAAAGUCUGCUAAGAAAGCAACUUUAGCAGGCACCAGUGCCAAGGCUGGCAGAAAAGAUGAUUUGGAUGCAUUUGGUGGAGGAAAUUAUGAUUACGGUGAUGAAUUUGAUGACUUCAUGUGA